Messenger RNA from Ophidiomyces ophidiicola, 1581 nucleotides. RefSeq names its product Phosphotransferase enzyme. The coding region runs from base 1 to 1581 and encodes 526 amino acids. The record is from RefSeq and is a predicted model, not a curated record. The transcript is spliced from 3 exons. Gene Ontology annotation, cellular component: mitochondrion. Lineage: Eukaryota; Fungi; Ascomycota; Eurotiomycetes; Onygenales; Onygenaceae.
AUGUUGGCAAAUUCACAAAGGCACACAAGGUCCCACCUAACAGCUGCAGCUUCUGUGGGAUCGCAAUAUCCUAGUGACCACACAUUCUUUAAGUACACUUCAGGACGUUGGCUUUGGGAUGAAGCAAAUCAAUUACGAAAACGCUAUCAGCCUUUUAACGUCCAGCAGCUUAAGGAUAUUGCAGCAAGUUCUGUCAAUGCCGCUACAUGUACCCAGAUGGUCAAGCUUCCCGAGGGCGCAUAUAAUAAGGCGUUUUUACUUACAAUGGAUAAUGGUGUCCAAAUUGUUGCAAGAAUCCCCAACCCUUACCUACCCCCCAGAAUAGCAACAGCGAGCGAGGUUGCAACCCUUGACUUUCUUCGCAAUGAGCUUGAUAUCCCAGUUCCACGGGUGCUUGCCUGGAGUGGCGAGAAGGACCAACCGGUUGGAACGGAAUACAUUAUCAUGGAAAAAGCUCAAGGUGAAGAACUGGGGAAAACUUGGCUGUCCAUGGGUAUACCUGAAAAAGUGGAUUUAGUCUCUCAGAUGGUCAGAAUACAGGCAAAUAUCUGUUUUGUAGACUUUAAAUACUAUGGUAGCUUAUAUUAUCGCGGCGAAACUAAUGGCUACCAUAAUAUCCCAGGCGUUCCUAGUCGGUUUUGCAUUGGCCCUUCUGCUGCACUUCAAUUUUGGGAAGCUGAGCGAAGACAUAUGGGGUCGUCCCCGGUCUCAUAUGCUGAAGGUAUAGCAAAUCGUGAAAUGGACUGGAUCCGCAGGUUUGCAAAACCACGCAAUGUAUCUGAUCCAUUACGACAAUCUACAAGCCAAGAAUCUCCCAGCUCCCAUAUCCAUCUCCUAGAGAAAUAUUUGAAAAUCCUGCCAGACAUAAUACCAUCAGGCAAUGAGUUAUCUCGAGCUACGCUUUGGCACUCUGAUUUGCAUCUUGGAAACAUCUUUGUUGAGAAUAGUAAAAUAGUCAGCAUUAUUGAUUGGCAAGGUUGCAUGAGCCUUCCUCUUUUCGUUCAAAGCAAAAUACCAAAAUUUUUGCGAUCCCAGGGUCCUCGUCUUUUCGAUCUUCCACCAGCGGCAGGCCUCACCGAGAAUGAAAAGCAAGAAACGUUUCUGAGGUAUCAACUAUCGCAGCUACAGGGAUUUUACGUUUCCAAAUUUCAAUAUUUUGAUAGUGACAUAUUUCAGACCCUAUCUGAUCCCCAUGCUACGAUCAGACAGCAACUUAUUGAUUUUGCUGGCUCUACAUGGGAAGACGACGGGUUGUUUAUUUUCAAACAGAUGAUGCAUCAAGUGUGGCAGAACUGGAAUGAAUUAGUGGGCGAUGCAGACCGCCCGUGCCCCAUAGCAUUUAGUCCACAUGAUAUUUCGUUGCAUGAAGUUGAGAAGAAUGCCUGGGAUGAUUAUAGAGAGCUGUUUAGCUCUCUUGAUAUUCCUAUCGAUGGCUGGGUCCAUUCCCAAGAUUUCCGGGCCAAAGCAGAAACAUUACAGAAUCUGGCAAGAGAAACUCUAGCCUCAGCCGACAACAAAGACGAAGUGCGGCAGGCACUAAAUGCGUGGAAACUGACUAAUCCAGAGUCUACUAACCCAUAG